CGUUUUCGUGUGUUGGCCGGUUUUCAAACGGGAAAACCCUAAUAUUGACUUUAUUUAAAGAUCGCGGCCAGCAAAAUGGGCUAUACCAAAGGAGAGCACGUGUUUUUGGCCGUACAGUUGUACGAUCUACCAUACUGGGGAACAAUCACACCGAUUGUGCACGAUCAAUAUGAUUCGAUAGUGCAGCAAGCAUACCGGAGCUUACUUAAAGUCGAACUCCAAAUGGACAUUGACACAACCAUUACAUACAACUUUGAACGACAGAUCAAAACAAUCGCACGUGAUAGAUACAAUUACCUUUACGAUCCUUUGGAAUCGAUUGACCCGGUGGUAAAAUCACUCUACGAGACCAUUCGGAUGUACGCGACGGCAAUAAAGCAAUUGAAGGAAACAGGACAGAAUUACCGAGAUGGGCGCUUCCUCAGCACAUUCCUACUGGAAAAGGAAUUUCAAGUAUUUGGCGAGCCGUUCUGGAUUGGACCGGAUGGGGAACGAGAUGGGAUCUUUGAUAUUCAGUAUUUUAAUGCAAAACCAACCUAUUCGAGAGCUGCAUGCAGUACAACGAACACAGAAACGACAACCGAAGCGACAAAUUCGCUAUCAUCCAAACUGUGGUGUGGCCCAGUGCCGACGGACGUCUUCCACCCGAUGAACCUGUGUGUGGAUUUCGAGGUGAUAAGUGUGUUGAACGGAUGUCAACCGGCAGUCUGACUGUGGCGGUAGUUGUGCCCAUACUUCUUGUACUGACAAUUUUCAUUGGAAGUUUGGUCCUCUACGUAAAAUUACGGCAUCUACGAUCCCAGUAUGAUCCGCUAUGGUGGCGCAUUCCCGAAGACGAAGUUACUUACGUAACAGGUGGCGCCGUCAGCGGAUCAAAAGUGCAAGCUGCCAAAUCGGCACUUACAAUCUCUCAAACCAGCAAACAAUCGCCAUAUUCCUUCGUGAGCAUGAUGGCGAAUGUGGGUGGAAAGCUGUUGUCUUUGAAAGAUGUCUCCGACGUUGCAAAGUAUCCGAAACCGGAUUUAAUCGAAGAGCUCAAUAUUAUGAAAACAAUGGAUCAUACCAAUCUGCAUCAUUUCGUCGGCAUCGUUGUUCGUAACGAUGGUAUCUGCCAUUUUGUUUCCGGCGAGACCUGUCGUAAAGGAACGCUGGCCGACGUGUUAGAGAACGAGCUAAUCAAGUUGGACUGGUUCUUCAAAAACUCCAUGAUCCGGGAUUUGGUCUCCGGAAUGGCGUACUUACACACAACACCAUUCGUCUCCCACGGAUUCCUGUCGGCUCUGACUUGCUUGAUCGAUUCGCGUUUCACCCUGAAAAUCACCGAUUACGGCAUUUCGUAUUUCCGUCAUCCAUCCGAUUUCGUUCCUCCGCGUCCCGGUAUCGACAACAUGCGUUCAUUGCAGACUUUUCUCUGGAGAGCUCCAGAACUGUUGCGUCAUGCCAUGCCGAUGCGAGGAACCCAGAAGGGAGACGUGUACAGCUUUGCAAUAAUCCUGCAGCAAAUCAUUUUGCGCAGCCCACCAUAUCAUACACCAAACGACCCACUGGAACUAUCGGAUGCUGAAAUAUUGCAAGAAAUCAUCGCGAAUAAUAUUCCUCCAGUUCGUCCGCGUGUUCCCCGCUCUGCAUGCUCCAAUGAGUUGUACGAACUAAUGGAACGCUGCUGGGAUGAAACGCCGGUUAUGCGACCGGUGUUUGCUAAAAUCCAGGACAACUUGCGAAAGAUUGUCGGCAAUGUUGGUGACAACAUUGUGGAUGUGCUUCUAAAGCGUAUGGAGCAGUAUGCCGAUGAUCUCGAGCAAAAGGUCGCCGAUCAAACGCAGCAGUUUUUGGAUGAGAAGAAUCGCUCGGAGGCUUUACUCAGCCAGUUACUUCCAAAGUUCAUAGCAACCCAACUGACGAAAGGCGCUCACGUGGAUCCCGAAGCGUUCGAGUGCGUAACGAUCUUCUUCAGUGACAUCGUCGGAUUUACCACGAUAGCCGCCAGUGGUACGCCCAUGGAUGUUGUGAUGCUCUUAAACAGUUUGUACAUUUUUGUGGACGGUGUUCUGGAGAAAUUUGAUGUGUACAAAGUGGAAACGAUCGGCGACGCCUAUAUGGUCUCAUCUGGACUGCCAAUAAGAAAUGGCAAUCGUCAUGCAUCGGAAAUAGCCGAAAUGAGCCUCGAUUUAUUGAUGCGCAUUUCAACAUUUGUUGUGCCGCAUUCACCGCAGACGCGUAUCGAAAUCCGAGCCGGCGUUAAUUCGGGACCUUGCGUUGCCGGCAUCGUUGGUUUAAAAAUGCCACGUUAUUGUCUUUUUGGUGACACGGUAAAUGUUGCAUCCAGAAUGGAAUCCACUGGAGAACCCAUGAAGAUUCAGAUAACAAGUGACACACGGGAUUUACUGGACGGUCUUGGUGGAUUUCUGAUGAUUGAACGUGGAAGCGUCUCCAUAAAGGGAAAGGGAACAAUGGUCACUCACUGGCUGUUAUCCAAGGCCAAGAUGGUUCUUUGAUACAACUUAUCGAAAUAGUGCUCGAUAUGGUGACAAAGAAAUAUAAUGUGGUGUAAAAUAGCGUCUGAGAAAUGUAUAAUUAUUACGCUGUUUACGAAAGGUACUCUAAAAGAUAAAUUUAAUUAUGUAAGUGCCGGUAAAGGCGAUUGCAUGGCGUCUCAGAAUUGUUGUUCAACGCACUUUUGUAGCGGAGUUAGAAAUGUCAUUCUAAUUUCUGAAUAUUUAUCCUUUGUACAAAUUCUUAUUAACAUACUCGUAAUCUGCAAAAAACGAAA
Molecule: messenger RNA, 2770 nt
Organism: Paramacrobiotus metropolitanus
Lineage: Eukaryota; Metazoa; Tardigrada; Eutardigrada; Parachela; Macrobiotidae
Product: atrial natriuretic peptide receptor 2-like
Exons: 17
Coding region: 552-2495 (647 amino acids)
Biological process (GO): intracellular signal transduction; protein phosphorylation; receptor guanylyl cyclase signaling pathway
Molecular function (GO): guanylate cyclase activity; ATP binding; peptide receptor activity
Source: RefSeq, a predicted model, not a curated record